Molecule: messenger RNA, 248 nt
Organism: Linum tenue
Lineage: Eukaryota; Viridiplantae; Streptophyta; Magnoliopsida; Malpighiales; Linaceae
Source: the annotation of a GenBank genome assembly
CCUCCAGCCCUGGCUUGAAUUUGAUGGGUAUAAAAUGAGCCACCUUCGAGAAGCGAUCCACAAUCACUCAUACUCCAUCAUUUCCCUUUGGGGUCCUCGGUAAACCAUACACAAAAUCCAUGGUGAUCUUCUCCCAAGUCCACUGCGGGAUCUCCAACGUGUGGGAGAACUCACCCGGGAGAGUGCAAGGUGCAUCUGGGAGGCAUCUGCUAUCACUGCAACGAGUCGGGUCACUAUGCCAGAGAUUG